This is a messenger RNA of Histoplasma mississippiense, 1203 nucleotides long. RefSeq lists its product as hypothetical. The record is from RefSeq and is a predicted model, not a curated record. Gene Ontology annotation, biological process: autophagy of mitochondrion; protein lipidation; nucleophagy. The transcript is spliced from 4 exons. The coding region runs from base 1 to 1203 and encodes 400 amino acids. Gene Ontology annotation, cellular component: cytosol; fungal-type vacuole membrane; extrinsic component of membrane. NCBI's taxonomy places the organism in Eukaryota, Fungi, Ascomycota, Eurotiomycetes, Onygenales, Ajellomycetaceae. Gene Ontology annotation, molecular function: phosphatidylinositol-3-phosphate binding; phosphatidylinositol-3,5-bisphosphate binding; protein binding.
AUGGCUAUGAAUUUCGUCACCUUCAAUCAGGACUAUAGCUAUUUAGCUGUCGGAAACAUCGCGAUUCUAGAAAUGCUAUUCUCAACCUCCCUUGUCGCCCUUAUCCUCUCUCCUCGACGGUUACAGAUUACAAACACCAAGAGACAAUCGACGAUAUGCGAAUUGACCUUUCCUACCACAGUUCUCGCCGUCCGUUUGAAUCGGAAGCGAUUAGUCAUUGUUCUGGAGGACCAGAUCUACCUAUAUGAUAUCCAAACAAUGAAACUUCUUUACACUAUUGAGACUUCGCCAAAUCCGAACGCCAUUUGUGCACUCUCCCCUUCCUCGGAAAACUGCUACCUUGCCUAUCCUCUUCCGCAGAAGGCUCCUCCAUCAUCAUUCACGCCGCCUUCACACGCUCCACCCAGUAGCGCGCACAUCUCACCGACUAGCGGCGAAGUUCUUAUUUUCGACACGCUAAAGCUCGAAGCGAUUAACGUCGUUGAGGCCCAUAAGUCUCCCUUGUCGUGCCUCGCAAUCAAUACGGAAGGUACCCUGUUGGCUACAGCCUCCGACAAAGGAACUAUUAUCCGGGUGUUUUCUGUCCCUGACGCGCAAAAGCUAUACCAAUUCCGAAGGGGCUCUAUGCCAUCUCGAAUAUUUAGCAUGUCUUUCAAUAUCACAUCCACUCUUCUUUGUGUUUCUUCAGCAACCGAAACAAUCCAUAUUUUCAAACUAGGCCACCAAGACCCUUCAGAAGAUCUUCCCACUUCCCCGAUUGGCACUGAUUCCCGAAAAACUAAUAGUACUCCUCGGGAAAGAGCAUUCAGUCAGGGUUCUAGCACUUUAUCAGGUGGGGACAAUUCACCUACGGACGGUGACCCCAGUGACAUCAGCUCUCGAAAGCAUAAUGGUACACUUAUGGGCAUGAUUCGCCGGACCUCACAAAACGUAGGCAAUUCGUUCGCAGCGACUGUUGGUGGUUAUUUGCCAAAGGGGGUCACAGAGAUAUGGGAGCCGGCAAGGGAUUUUGCUUGGAUCAGACUUCCCAAGACAGCGGGGUAUGGUGGCCCCGGUUCUAAUGCUGGACCCGUGCGAAGCGUAGUUGCUAUGAGCAGUAACACUCCCCAGGUCAUGGUGGUCACUAGUGAUGGUAAUUUUUAUGUGUAUAACGUUGAUUUAUCGAAAGGUGGAGAGGGUACGCUCACAAAACAAUACUCGUAA